AUGCAACCAGAUCAGGUAGAAAUCUGGGCCCAGAAAAUUUUGGACGAUUAUGCUCUUCAAGGCAAAGAAUCAGGACAAUCAAGCAAGCGAAAUUACGACAGCGUCGACCUUUCAGGCCCUCUCAUGAGUCCGAUGCCGAGCCCGAGCCCCAAGCGCCGCGCUACCAAACCUCCGGAUCUCGAAUCAACACCUCAAUCACUCGACGAUGUCAAACACCACGAGUUCCUGCGCCGAAGACUUUCUUAUCGACCAUCACCGAGUCGCGAAUCUUCCCCAUCGCCUUCAAAGCGACAACGUGCAUCUACAUCGAAAAGAUAUAUGACAACAGCUAGUCUAAAGCAGUUGGAUCCGCCGAUUUAUGUGGUUAAUCCUCUAGAUCUGGAAUCCGAAUUGCCUGCCGAUAUCCAGCCUUUGUACAAUGAGCUUUACAUGGCUAUCAAGCAGCAGGGAAUACUGCCACGGAACCUCGAACGCAUUAUGGAUGCAGAGGACCGCAGACGCGCCAAGGUCCUAUCAUUCAUGUGGCAAGGGAGUGGCGACCAGGAGCAAGAUGAAUGGUUUAGGCAGCAGCACCGAAACGUCCUAGAAAUUCUUGCCGAAGCUGCUGAAGCAAGUACUAUGACGAAGGGAGAGUCAGCAUGGAAUGCACAAGUUCACUAUCCAAUCCUCAAGCUAGCUCUCUCUUCCAUCCCUUCGACAAGGGCAGAGACUAUUGCCAAUGCGCAGAUCAUCAAGACUUUUCGACCGAAGUCUCAAGGACAAGGCUGGUCGUCUGCGUCAUCUAGUGCGACAUCGAGCAACGCAAGUAUUCUCAGCGAUGAUACUGGAACAUAUACGGAACCUGAGUCAUCGUCGGUUCAUAACUUGGUCGACUUUGCUCUCGUUCUAAUGCCCAACAAUGCGUUAGAGGAUAAGAUCACCAGGUUUUUUGCGAAUCAGGAAUAUCCCACUGUUAAUCAGACUCUAUAUGAUGCUCUAUCUCGACGGCCUGCACCCGUUUUCAUCGAGACAAAGACAUCUGCUGGUGUGAUAAACAGAAGCCACGUUCAGCUAGGGAUAUGGACUGCAGCAUGGUAUCAGCGUCUCCGAGCUGUGAAAUCGACAAAAGAUCCUAUCGCUAUCCCUGUCAUCCAAGUUCAUGGCGAUGUUUGGACUGUAAUGUUCGCCAAGGAUGAUAAGAACAAGAUUUCACUUUUGGAUCAGUCAAUAAGGAUCGGGGAUACAGCUACGUUGCUUUACUUGAGGGCAAUGUUUAUUGAGUGGAAUGUUGACUGUGUUAUUGAUUGUAGUAUUCAGUCUGAGGCUGCACGAAAACCAAGAUGGGGUUUGCCACAAUUUGGUCAGCUGGUUUCAGCACCCAGAGGUCAUGGAAGUUUAUCUCAGAAGGCGCAGCUGUUCUCCAUUAAUCCCAGUUCAUUACUUCGUGUUUUUGCUCGGCAUGUUGCCCUCGUACAAGCUAAUGAUGAACCUUCAUUACCCAUGACCGUCAAUGGAAAGGCCCUACGACAACACUACGACAUGUCAUGCGUCGAAAACGAGUUGCGCCAGACGAGCGCACCGCCGCUCAGAGCAGCUGGGAGCUUUUUGGCAAAGGCUGAUAGGGAGCCACACGGACUCUAG
Messenger RNA from Fusarium mangiferae, 1620 nucleotides. RefSeq lists its product as uncharacterized. The coding region runs from base 1 to 1620 and encodes 539 amino acids. Lineage: Eukaryota; Fungi; Ascomycota; Sordariomycetes; Hypocreales; Nectriaceae. The record is from RefSeq and is a predicted model, not a curated record. The transcript has 3 exons.